ACGGAUGCCAUGACGCAGGGCAGUUACCCUACCUGUAAAAUCGUUUGGCUGGUAAACUAAGUUAUAUGGAAUUUCAAACGGAGCAAACAUGACUUUUGAGAGCAACGGGAUACAAAUGGAGUCUCAUGAUGACCAACACGACAGGCUUCUAACACUAUUUCACGCUUAUGACGUUGACAACUCGGGACGCAUUGAAAAAGACGAGUUUUUGCAGAUCUGCUCCGAGCUCCACGUCAGGUCCUCGGAGACAGAGGCGAUAUUCGCCAAACUCGACACCGAUCGAGACGGUUCGAUCAACUUGCAAGAAUUUCUGUGUGGAUUUCGGCGGGUUUCAGAUUUGCUGUCCGGCGAAGACAUGGAGAGUGAUGACAACUUUUCUCCCGCCUGGGAGGACUUUCAGACCCGAAUGGGAGACCUGGCUAAGUAUAUUGCCAAGCGAGAGCAGACGGCCAUCCUCCACCAGAACAUCAGCAUGACGGAGCCGCGGCUGGUGCCUCAGUACGAGCGGGUGGUGCUCAACUUCACCAGGGAGAUCAAACUGCAGACCACCGAGAUGGAGCACCUGGCCCUGGCCGUCAAAAGAGCUCAUGACCAGGCCUCUAUGCAGCUGAGUGAGAUGGAGGAGGAGAUGGACCAGCGGAUACACGCAGCAGAACGAAGCACACGAAUACAGGAAGUGAAGAGAUCGGAGUCUGCACUGAAUGAACUAAGGCAACAGUACGAUACACAGGUGUAUGAGCUACAGCAGAAAAUACGAACACUGCAGGUGGCUGAGGAGCAGAACAGGACUGUCACUCUGAAAGACGAGGCAUCAGCACUGAAGAAGAAAAACAACCAGCUGACAUUGGACAACCAGCGUCUGAAACAGGAGGUGCUGGAGUCCCACACCAACAUUGCCUUCCUGCAGAGCGAACUGGUCUCCCUCAAGAGCGACCUGACUGACCACAGCAUCAACUCUGAGAGGGAUGAAGCCCUUAUGCACUGUUUCUCAGAGGAACGGGGAAACCUGGAGAGACAGAUAGAGAUGCUGCAGUCAGCCAAUAGGAAACUGCAUGACAGCAACGAUGCGCUGCGUUCUGCACUGGAGAACAGCCAGAAGGAGAACAGCAAAAUACAGCAGCAAAUGGCUACCCCCUCACCAGGUGACCACGCCAGCCGACACAAGAGCUUCUACUCACCACACCGGUGUUGCCACGGGCUGUGUCCAGACGAUGGCUUCGACUCCCCACUGCAGCAGUCAUCCUUGGCAGCGACCCCCGACGGCCUCCACAGGCCCGGGUGCGAGGCUCUGGCCCUGGCCCUCUGCGACCCCAUGCGUCUGCGCAGGCGCAGCUGCGAGCAGGACAGCCUGGCCGAGAGCUGCCUGGACAGCGGACGCUCCACGCUGAGGGGCUCGUACGCGUACGACUCGGAGCAGGAGGGAUACAGGCAGGAGGCGCAGCAUCAGGACCACCAUCAGGAUGAGCAUCCUAUUACACUGCAGCAUGCGGACAGCCUCGACACUGACACCGAGACGGUGGAUGUGCAUGAUGAGAUACCGUUGGAGUCGGACAGUGAGUCGGUACUGGAGUGGAGAUCUCACAAGAUAGAGAAGAAGAAGAGAGAGACCAACAGGAGGUGUCUCUCCGCCAUCUUCACAGAGCCGGAGAUAGAGCUGGACCGUAGCAAGCCGGCGUCAUCUGAGCGUGCCUACCGCGUGGUGCUGGCGGGGGACGCGGCCGUGGGCAAGUCCAGCUUCCUGCUGCGACUCUGCAAGAACGAGUUCACCGAGAGCACCAAGGCCACUCUGGGUGUGGACUUUCAGAUGAAAACCCUUGUGGUGGAUGGUGAGCCCACAGUGCUGCAACUAUGGGACACGGCAGGACAAGAGAGAUUUCGGAGCAUUGCUAAGUCCUACUUCAGACGUGCGGACGGCGUGCUGUUGCUCUAUGACGUGACCUGUGAGAGGAGCUUCCUGAAUGUGCGGGAAUGGGUGGACAUGAUCGAGGACGUGUCCCAGGAUGACAUUCCCAUCAUGCUCGUGGGCAACAAGUGCGACCUGCGGCCAGAGGCCAUGCAGGAUGGAAUCGUCUGCAUCCCCACCAGCUACGGGGAGAAGCUAGCCAUGACCUACAGUGCUUUGUUCUGUGAGACCAGUGCUAAGGAUGGUUCCAACAUCAUCGAGGCGGUUCUUCAUUUAGCAAGGGAGGUGACCAAACAUGCUCAAGAGAAGAUCAACCCUACAGCCGUCACCAGCCUCACAGGAAAUGGCAAUAAGAAACUCCCCAAUCUCAACUGCUGCACAUGAUCAACUUGCCACCGCUAGGUCCUGUGGCAUACUUCAUGUUUAUCUGUGAAAUACUGUAUGUAAUGUGGGUCUUCCAGUCAGUGUUGCCAGAUGUACGAUAAUUAACUUAUUUGUACCAUCAUUUUGUCCUCUGUACGAUCAAAAAUCCAUGAUGUACGAUAAUUUCAGGGCUUUCAUUCAGUUCAUUUAGUUGGCUUAAAACAACCAUUUGGAUUGUGUACGAUCAUUUUCUCCAAAAAAGCCCCCAACAAUGACAAUUUUGAGGUUUUCGUACCAUAGUUCAACAUUUUCCAUCUGGCAACACUGCUUCGUGUG
Messenger RNA from Engraulis encrasicolus (European anchovy), 2602 nucleotides. It is a transcript of the gene rasef, whose product is annotated as RAS and EF-hand domain containing. Gene Ontology annotation, cellular component: cytosol; perinuclear region of cytoplasm. Gene Ontology annotation, molecular function: GTPase activity; calcium ion binding; GDP binding. The transcript is spliced from 17 exons. NCBI's taxonomy places the organism in Eukaryota, Metazoa, Chordata, Actinopteri, Clupeiformes, Engraulidae. The record is from RefSeq and is a predicted model, not a curated record. Gene Ontology annotation, biological process: vesicle-mediated transport. The coding region runs from base 89 to 2287 and encodes 732 amino acids.